Peniophora sp. CBMAI 1063 is the source of this 1026-nucleotide messenger RNA. Lineage: Eukaryota; Fungi; Basidiomycota; Agaricomycetes; Russulales; Peniophoraceae. The record is from the annotation of a GenBank genome assembly.
AUGUCCACCUCCGUCUUCAUCACUGGUCCCACCGGUUUGAUCGGCGCGUCCGUUCUCCAGAUCAUCUCCAAGGACUCGAAGUACGACAUCACCGCCCUCGUCCGCUCCGAGGAGAAGGCGAAGAAGGUCGCCGAGCUCUCCGGCGUCAAGACCGUCGUCGGCUCGCUCGAGGACGCCGAGCUCCUCACCCAGAAGGCGUCCGAGUUCGACGUCGUUCUGCAGAUCGCCGACAUCUUCAACCUCCCCGCGACCACCGCUCUCCUCGCCGGCGCGAAGAAGCGCUUCGAGGCCACCGGCAAGGCUCCCAUCCACAUCCACACCUCCGGCACUGGUAUCUGGGCUGUCCUUGACAGCGCCGGUGGCCCCUUCAACGGCACGGUCGUCAAGGACACCGACGCCGACCUCGCCUCGAAGUACAACGGUCUCCCGCACAACGCACCCGCCACCGCCGUCGUCGAGGCCGGCAAGGAGGGCUACGUCAAGACCUUCACCGUCUACCCUCCGACCGUCUGGGGCGCACCCGAGGGUCCCUUCUUCGAGAGCGGCCUCGCACACGUCGGCUCCAUCCAGUUGCCCUUGAGCAUCAAGACCUCCAUCGGCCGUGGCCAGGGUGGUGUUGUCGGCGAGGGUCUCAACGUCUGGAACCACGCCCACAUCGCUGAUGUCGCCUCCUUCUACGUCACCCUCCUCUCCAAGGCCGUCGACGGCUCCGCCCCCUCCGGCGCGACCGACGGCCACUACAUCAUCGAGAACGGCGAGUACCAGUACAAGAAGUUCGCCGAGACGUACACCAAGGCGCUCCACGCCGCCGGCAAGUCCGCCUCGCCCGAGCCGACCAAGUUCGAGCAGAAGGAGUUCGAGGCCAUCGGCUUCCUCUUCAUUCUCGGCACCAACGCCGUCACCGCCGGCCCCCGCGCCCGCUCGCUCGGCUGGACGCCCAAGUACUCGACCGACGACUUCUACGCCUGGGUGCCCAAGGAGGUCGACGCUGCUAUUGCCGGCAAGCUCGCGGGUGGCGCUUACUAG